CGGCAGCCAAUGGCGGCGCGGGGGCGGGGCGCGCGCGGCGCGGGCACCGGAGGGAAGAUGGCGGCGGGCGGCCGGUGGCGGGCCGGGCUGGCGCUGCUGGUGGUGGCGCUGCGGCUGGGCGCGCCGCGGGCCGAGCAGACGGAGGAGCACCUCAAGCGCGAGCACUCGCUGUCCAAGCCGUACCAGGGCGUGGGCUCGGCCAGCUCGGGGCUCUGGGACCUGCUGGGCAACGCCAUGGUCAUGACCCAGUACAUCCGCCUCACGCCCGACGUGCAGAGCAAGAGCGGCGCCGUCUGGAACCGCGUGCCCUGUUACCUCCGAGACUGGGAGAUGCAGGUCCAUUUUAAAAUCCACGGGCAAGGCAAGAAAAACCUGAACGGAGACGGCUUUGCCAUCUGGUACACCAAAGACCGCAUGCAACCAGGACCCGUCUUUGGAAGCAAGGAUAACUUCCUGGGCCUGGGAGUGUUUGUGGACACCUACCCAAACGAGGAGAAGCAGCAGGAGGCUCAGAAGAGGAGGUACAGCCCGGGAAAUCAGCGCGUGUUCCCCUACAUCUCGGCCAUGGUGAACAACGGCUCGCUCACGUACGACCACGACCGCGACGGGAGGCCCACGGAGCUCGGAGGCUGCACGGCGAUGGUGCGCAACCUCAACCACGACACCUUCCUGGUGAUCCGCUACGUGAAGAGGAGGCUGACGGUGAUGAUCGACAUCGACGGUAAGCACGAGUGGCGAGACUGCAUCGACGUGCCGGGAGUGCGCUUGCCCCGCGGGUACUACUUUGGGACCUCUUCUGUCACCGGAGACCUGUCAGACAACCAUGACAUCAUUUCGCUGAAGCUUUACCAGCUGACAGUGGAGCGGACGCCGGAGGAGGAGAAGCGGGACAGGGAGGUGUUCCUGCCCGUCGUGGACAACCUGAAGCUGCCGGGAAUGGAGGCCCCGCUGGAACCCAUGAGCGGCCUGGCGCUCUUCUUAAUCGUCUUCUUCUCCCUCGUCGCCUUGGUUUUUGCCAUUGUCAUUGGAGUCAUUGUCUACAACAAGUGGCAGGAGCAGAGCCGGAAACACUUCUAUUGACUCGGCACCCUGCCCGGGAUGGCUCUUUGCUAGUCUUCGCUAGCCGCAUCCCGACUCCCAGCCAUCCCAGACUGUCCGGAGCGUGAUGGACCGGACCGCACGGCAGGGACCCUCACGGCCCCUGGAAAGGCCGGUGGGGGCAGCUGCCGUUUCUUGCCAGCCUCCAGGACUCCCACGCCGUUCCCAGUGGGAUUGGAGAUCCCCAGCGCAGCGUGCGGCACGCUGGGGUGGACCUGUCGUCCCCCAAAGGCCCGUGCGGAGCGGGAGUUUGCUUAGCGAGUCGUUUAGGAGGACGGGACGGGCUGUGGGGCGCUGGCAGCACUGAGCCAUUUCUCUGCAGUCCGGGGAGACUGAAUGUGGGGACAAAUCCCCACCUUGGCUGUGAAAUCCCGGCUGAGAGAGAUCCCAGCUGAACAGAGCCCGGCAAAACGCCCGUUUCCUCGCUGGACUUGGACGGUAACACCUGGCAGCAGCUUGUCCUGAGCUGUUUCAUUUCUGAUUGGGAUUUGCCACAGCAGCGUCCCCCAAAACAGACUGCUCUGGGUGCAGACCACACUCUUCCUCGCCGGGGAGAACGGUGGUCUGCUCGCUUUCGGAGACGCUUGUCCUCUCCGCAGCGUGUCGAGGUGCCUGACACCCCCUCCUUGGCAAGGGCAUCUCUCCUGAGCUGUUAAUCCCGCUCGGCAGCGAGGACUGCUUUCCAUCGCCUGCCUUAGGCCAUCUUUGGGGACUGAACUGCUUUCGUUUGUACCUUGAAUUCCCCCACUGCCGUGCAACCCCUCUCCGUGCCCUCGUGGUCACCGAGGUUUGGUGACAUCGAGCGCUGACGAUUUUCCCCGGCGGCGAGGCAGGCCGAGCUGGGAGCCUGCCUGGCUGCCGGGCCCCGGCGUCCCCCUUCCGAACUACCGACUGCCGCUGCCUUGGGGCUCAGCCCCUUUCCCUGCCCCGCAGGGCCGCUGCCGAGCAUGCCGCCGCCUCCGCACGCCUCCCGUCCCGGUGCUGCCGCCCACCCCGGUGCCGUUUGCAUGUCGUGUUGUGGCUUGUGGCAGAUUUUUCCGAGGGGUCGGCGCUCCCUCGCUGAGCCGGGCGCUGGUCCCGGGCCUUGCCGAAGAGCCGAGCCGCGUGGGGCGAUCCCGGCUCUGGCCGGCCUCUCGGAGCCGGGGCUCUCGCUGCCUUUCAGGGAGUUGUAGUUUAUUCCUACCUCAGUAACUGCUUUUUUUUUUUCUGUAAGUGAACUUCUCGCUGCGUUUCUGCUGCCGGCGGUUGUGGCGACGGCUCCGGGAUCCCCCCGCCCCGCUGGCCUCCGUCACCCGCAAAGGGCCGGAGCAUCCGCAUCCGCCUCCGUCCCGGGGGCCACAUCCUGCUCACCGCAGGGCUCCUGCUGCUGCUUUGCUGGAGGGAGAGGCGUCCGGGCGGCACGGGGCCCUCGGAGCCGCCGAGGUGAGGGAUGUUGGGUUCGUUUGGUCUCCGGGGGGGUCCCGGUAGGAAACGGGGCCGGUCAGCCCCAUCUGACUCCUUUUCCGCAGCCGCAUCCACCUUGUCCUGCCGCUUUCCGGGGUGUUCACUCGCCCGGGACGCGCUGGCGGCAGGCGGGACGCGUCCCCGCGUGGGCACCGAUGGUUGGGGACGGCGUGUCGCGAUGUGGGGGCCGCACGGCUGGCGCUGGGUUCAGCAGGGAGCUGUCGCCGGGGUGGGUGGGAGCUUUUAGAAGUGCCCAAACGACAUUGCGGCCUCAGAGAAUGGUUUCUGGCAUUUGCCUUUUUUUUUUUUUUCCUUCUUUUUUUGUGCCGGAUGACCAGGAAUCGAUAACGUGUGCGCCUUUUCCUAGAACUGUCAUCGGUGUCUUGGAAUAAACGUCGGUGUGUGUGA
Molecule: messenger RNA, 2949 nt
Organism: Dromaius novaehollandiae (emu)
Lineage: Eukaryota; Metazoa; Chordata; Aves; Casuariiformes; Dromaiidae
Gene: LMAN2L
Product: lectin, mannose binding 2 like
Exons: 9
Coding region: 10-1080 (356 amino acids)
Biological process (GO): endoplasmic reticulum to Golgi vesicle-mediated transport
Cellular component (GO): Golgi membrane; endoplasmic reticulum-Golgi intermediate compartment; endoplasmic reticulum membrane
Molecular function (GO): D-mannose binding
Source: RefSeq, a predicted model, not a curated record